Molecule: messenger RNA, 919 nt
Organism: Triplophysa rosa
Lineage: Eukaryota; Metazoa; Chordata; Actinopteri; Cypriniformes; Nemacheilidae
Gene: mrpl22
Product: mitochondrial ribosomal protein L22
Exons: 7
Coding region: 47-667 (206 amino acids)
Biological process (GO): translation; ribosome assembly
Cellular component (GO): ribosome; mitochondrial large ribosomal subunit
Molecular function (GO): structural constituent of ribosome
Source: RefSeq, a predicted model, not a curated record
UAUUUGAAACGUUUGCCGUAAAUCGCAGUGUCGUAACAUAUUCAACAUGGCAGCCUCCGCGGUGACAUGGGCUGGUUUAUCCGCGUUCAAACGGCUUUGUGGACAAAUAAACUCUAGGUUGCUUGGUGCUUCGUCUCAAGUGUCUUGUCUUCACACAAGCACACAGUUGAACAGCAAACACUGGGAGAGGUACAAUCGCAUUGUACAUCCACCACAACAGAAAGACGAGCCACGGAGACCAGCUGAGAUUUAUCACAGCAGACGUCAAAUUAAAUACAGUAAAGACAAGAUGUGGUACCUGGCUAAGCUGAUCAAAGGUAUGACCAUUGACCAGGCACUCGCUCAGCUGGAAUUCAGUGACAAGAAAGGAGCUAAAAUAAUCAAAGAGGUUAUUUUGGAAGCCCAGGAAAUGGCUGUCAAGAAUCACAAUGUGGAAUACAAAUCCAAUCUGUAUCUUGCUGACUCGUUCUCGGGCAAGGGAAAGUAUCUGAAGCGCAUUCGUUAUCAUGGACGUGGAAUGUUUGGCAUCAUGGACAAAGUAAACUGCCAUUAUUUUGUGAAGCUUGUUGAGGGGGUGCCACCCAAAGUGGAACAGAAGACGGGAUUCGACCAGGCCAAAGACUAUGUGGAGGAGCUGAAGAACAGAACGGUUAUUUACUCGCUGUAGUUUAAAAUGACCUUUUAUUUGUUUAUGUAAAACGUUUGUGUAAAUAAUAAUGAAGGAAUAAAAAAUGAUCCCAAGCACGGUUCUUCAUUUCGUUUCCAGGCUGUUACAGCUUCAAAUAAAAAUGUCUGCUAAUUGAAUUAUUAGUCAAUGUCAUAUAGAGCUACAAUAUUCGGAGCUAAUGUGCACUUUUAGUGUAGACCUUGAUGCCUGACCUGUGAGUGACAUUUCUUUCUGACAUUUUCUCUCACUGGC